CAGGAGCCUACAAAUAGGGAUGCCCCCCAUCCAUUGCCUACCACAGCUGAGAAGCUAGCCCAGUGUGACCAUGACGAUGUCCUUGGAGCAAGCUGUGGCUGCCAUUGUGUGUACCUUCCAACAGUAUGCAAGUCGUGAAGGGGACAAGUACAAACUCUCCCAAUGUGAGCUGAAAGAGUUGCUGCUGAAGGAGCUACCCACUCUAUCCCCGACGCGGCUCCGGGAGUGUGACUACAACAAUUUUUUGAGCUUGAUGGAUACUAACAAGGACUGUGAGGUGGAUUUCACUGAAUACGUCCGCGCUCUGGCCUGUCUCUGCCUCUACUGUCAUGAGUACUUCCGGGACUGUCCCCCUAAACCUCCUUGUCCUUAGCAACCCCAUAAGUGGGAUGGAUCAGGGAUGGGGAACAAUAAAGUGAAUUGAUGCAUGGGAAAGAGCUUUAAGAUGAGUGUUAUAUCCCUGUCUACCUAGAGAUUGUCUUAUAGAGAAUGAAUGGUCACUUGUUAGUUCUGUGGAAGACCAGAUCCUCCUUUGAGGAUGAUUUGGACCACAUAACCUUUGAGGUCUCAUAAUCUAGACAUGUCUUGAUCUGUCUCAACUUUCAAUUUGAUUUAUGACUCUUAGGAAAGAAAUUUCCCUUCUCAUCUUCCAUCUCUGUUGCAAUACCUUAGCCUUCCCCUUGGAUCUGUGGUAUUCUGUCAUAAUGCAAGAAUACAUUUAAAAAGUAUUUUGGGGAGGUAAAGAGCCAAUAUAGAGAGAUGGUGGGAUUAGUAGGAACAAGAUACUAGAGAUGGAAUUCCUUUCAUUGUUAAUAUGCUCACCAUUGUGAAUGAUCUCUCAAUAAAAUGGCUGUUGUUCCAGCACC
Messenger RNA from Antechinus flavipes (yellow-footed antechinus), 866 nucleotides. It is a transcript of the gene S100A3, whose product is annotated as S100 calcium binding protein A3. The record is from RefSeq and is a predicted model, not a curated record. The transcript has 3 exons. Bases 71 to 373 code for a protein of 100 amino acids. NCBI's taxonomy places the organism in Eukaryota, Metazoa, Chordata, Mammalia, Dasyuromorphia, Dasyuridae. Gene Ontology annotation, cellular component: cytoplasm. Gene Ontology annotation, molecular function: transition metal ion binding; calcium ion binding.